Messenger RNA from Phyllostomus hastatus (greater spear-nosed bat), 186 nucleotides. RefSeq names its product shieldin complex subunit 1-like. The record is from RefSeq and is a predicted model, not a curated record. Gene Ontology annotation, biological process: positive regulation of double-strand break repair via nonhomologous end joining; positive regulation of isotype switching; negative regulation of double-strand break repair via homologous recombination. The coding region runs from base 1 to 186 and encodes 61 amino acids. The transcript has a single exon. Gene Ontology annotation, cellular component: site of double-strand break. NCBI's taxonomy places the organism in Eukaryota, Metazoa, Chordata, Mammalia, Chiroptera, Phyllostomidae.
AUGGCAACUCAGGAAGCUACUCCAGGCAGCCAGUCAGAGAACAGUGCUUUGGAACUGCCGUCUGCUCGUGACAUAAGAGAUUACGUGCUGCAAGAAGCCAGCCUGGAGGCCCCCAGCAAAGCUGUUAGUUCUGUAGAAGCCCUUUCUAUUCCUUCCUCUUCUGAGGUGGACCCAGAAUUAAAAUAA